AUGGGUAAAAGAACUCACAUUGAGGAUUAUGAAGAACAAGUUGAAGAUGCACUGAAACACACACAUGUCAAAGAGUUCACUUUUUGUGAAAAGGCAAAGGAAAGAGUAAGAAGUCGGGCGGAUUAUCAGGCAUUCCUAAAAUGUCUUUAUAUUUAUAGCAAAGAAAUAAUUACAAGAGAGCAGUUACAAAGAUUGGUUGCUAAUACACUUGCAAAAUAUCCUGAGCUUAUGGAGGGUUUCAAUGAAUUUAUAGAGCGUUAUGAACGAGUUGUUGGAUUUCUUGCAAAGUGGGAUGAAGAGCAAGACAAAGAUCAAGAUGAGGCUUCUCCACAGAGAAUUAAUCUUGAACAAGUUGUCACCUUUGUGAAGAAAGUAAAGGAGCGUUUUCAAAAUGACGAACAUGUGUACAAAUCCUUCUUAGACAUUUUGAAGAUGUAUAAAGAGGAGCACAACAAGAACAUCAAUGAUGUCUAUCAUAAGGUGAUAAGUCAUUUUUAAUUUGGAUACACAAAUAUUAUUAGAUGGUCUUGAUGUUUUAAUUUGUGACUAUCUUUUUCUUUUAUGUGUAGGUUGCCAUAUGUCUCAAUGAUCAUCCAGAUUUACUUGAAGAUUUCACAAAAUAUCUGCCAGAGUCUUCAUUCCCAAUGCUUAAGCUUUAUCUCCAUGAAUUAACCAUCUUCUUUAGUUCGUUAUAAUAAUGCUACUGUCAUGACUAAAGCUUUGUAUCAUUCUUGAAGAACUAUUAGGGAUAUUGGUUGGUUGUUUGGGGUUCUUUGUCCUAUUUUUAAUGAGUAGAGAUUUUAGUUUUUAUUAG
Solanum lycopersicum (tomato) is the source of this 814-nucleotide messenger RNA. Lineage: Eukaryota; Viridiplantae; Streptophyta; Magnoliopsida; Solanales; Solanaceae. The record is from RefSeq and is a predicted model, not a curated record.